Messenger RNA from Spirodela intermedia, 9578 nucleotides. The record is from the annotation of a GenBank genome assembly. Lineage: Eukaryota; Viridiplantae; Streptophyta; Magnoliopsida; Alismatales; Araceae.
AUGGUCGGGCAACAAGGUCUGAACCUCGCAGUCGGGAUCAUCACCUCCCAUUUCGGCGACGUCGUCGCGGUCAGUUCCCAUCGCCUUGUUCCUUACGUCUGAAACCAAACAUUGCAUCUCCUCUCACGGGCCUCUCCAUGCACGGCCGCUGCCGCAAUUUACUUUACUUGUGGCAUCUGCUAAUUUCCUAUUUCGGUGUGUUUCAUAUUUUUGAGUUAUCCAAUCUCUGUCGUCAUUGUUCAUCUUAAUCUCCUCCUGACACUAGUUUCCCCUCUAUUGAUGUUUUCCUCAGAAGGUAUGCAGUUGCCUCCUGCGCAGGGGCUCUCUCUCUCUUCAGGAGAUCGUCCGGGACAUCGGGCUACCCCCGGCACGGGUGAAGAAUUGUCUCCUCGUCCUUGUCCAGCACAACUGCGUGCAGGCUUACUCUGUCCCUCGGGCAGGUACGUCCUGACUCCCGGUUAAGUCUUCUUUCGAAGGGAUGAGUAUCAUAGACGAGAGAGGAAGUUGUAUUCUUAUCGUGGAGUACUGUUUUAUUUCACAACUACCUUUUUGCAGGCGGACCGCUGCCAAAGGCCGUCACCCAGUACAUGGGCCUUCUGGACAAUAUUCUCCAUCGCAUGCGCUUUCCCAAAUUUCUGGGGAUUUUGGCGGCAGAAUUUGACGACCCCCUGGUGAGACUCUGGGACAGCCUCACCAAUGUUGCUAAUGUAUCAAAUGAUUUCUAGAGACCCCUAUUUAUGAGCAUUUUUCGGCCUCUGGGUCGCUUCCAGAGAUGAUGAAAUUGUGCCAAUGAUUUCAGCGAAUAAGGAUUUAGGUCGACCAAAUAAGAAUUUAAAGUCAGCUACGAUUUUUUUUGUCUGAAUCCAUCUCCACGAUAAAGUGACUAAGAAUCGUAAAACUUUUGUGUUUUCAAGGAUCCUUGAUCCGUUGUAAAAUUUCAAACCAGUUGUUACUUUUGAACGCUGAAAUUUCUUUGUUUGAUCAUUGUCUCCAUGUUGUUUUUUCAGACAACCAUUUUUGCAGCGGCUGUCAAUAUCCUAAGUAUUUUCCCAUUACAUAGGCUAUACAACGGCCUAGAAAACAUUUCUUCAACCUAAGUUAAGGCCCUUCACACAAUUCUUUAUGAAAAUAACAAUCGUCUGUAAUUGGGAUUCUUCUUGUAAGAUCAAGCAGGAGUCACAUGGCAUUUUAGGUACUAUUUUUUUCUGAUAAUUAUUAUGGUUUUCUUAGAACUGCCAAAUGAAGAGUUACUUGUUCUGGGCAAAUCUGUGAGAUAAGUUUCAGUUGUUAUAUGCGCAUCAGAGUUUAGCAGUUAAAAGGGAGGUAUGAGGGAGGAUAUUCGGAAUAUUUUUCAUAUCACAAUUAUGGUUUUUUUGCUGGCCUGUACGAUUUAGUUCCCUACUCCAAACCACUAACUUCUAGAAACAAGGCACCCAAGUUCAGAGAAUGGCUCAUAAGAACGUAGUAUAACAUCAUACUUGUUUCACUUAUGGCAGUGUUUGGCUCUCGUGGAAGGUUUGCUUCAACAUGGAAGGCUUACAUUUGAGCAGCUUGUCAUGCGUGCAACCUCUACAAAAAGUGAACGUAAGUUUUUAUUCCCGUCAGAAAUGCUUUAUUUGAUUGGAUAGACUACAAUAAUCCUUUUUUUGAAAAAAUGCUGCGGCCCUGGGGUAUAAUAGUGCUUUUAGAAUAUCUAAUCCAGUGUUAACAAAGUAACUACCGACUUGACGUGGAACAUGUUUCCUUAAAUAAUCUCCCAGUGAGGAACGUUAUACGUUGGAGAAGGCUCUCCUCUGCCAUGUGUCUGGUAGGUUAUUUAUUCAGAACAUGCAGAAAAAGUUACAGAAACGGUUUAAACCCCGCAACAAUGUGGCAUGAAGUUUUACGAGUUCUAUCAAUGUUGUUUUUGGUUAGGUUGGUGGAUAAUAUUUUUCAUCUUGGAUUUCUAAAUAUCCAGUGGAUAUUUACUAAGAGUUUUAUUUGAUAUCUGAUCCCAACGUUAUAAAACUAGAAGACACCAGAUCCAUUUUGGCAACAGAUUCCAUCUGUAGUUGUUGUCCCUCUCACACACUAUUCCAGGCCUUUUAAAGUUAGUCUAGUUGAUUAUGAGUUGACUGAUUCAGGGUUAUUUUGAUUUGCCAAAAAAGUCCCAACUUUAAUAACAAGGAGGGGUAAAAAAAAGAAAGAAAAAUGCACAGGAUAAUGACAAGGAAGCUACUGUAGAUAUUGAAUUUUUGCAGGCAUCUUAGGGAAAGAAUAAUGGCAUAUUUUGUUUACUUUUUUUUUUCCAAAAAUGUGUUAUAAUCAUUGGCUGUUUAUUGUUUCAACCAAAUGGUGGACGGGCUGUCAAGGAAAUGUAUCUAUUGAAGCUCUCAUUAUGGAAUGUCGGUGCACAUACAUAUAGGACAGUCACUAGAGUUAUCUGUAUAACGACAAAUUGUCUUGCGUUUAUAUUUGGUUACUUCUCGGUGUCAUUAGUUGAGUCAUACAUCAGUUCUUGAUUUUAUUAUAAUCUUUAAUCAGGGACCAUGGCCAUCAGGGAUUCUUUGCGUGGCAGCUUGGAUCAACUUAUACGAGCUCAUUAUGUGGAGCGUUGCCCAAAGCCUGAGCCCUUCAUUUCGGCAACAUCAGAAGAUGAAACUUCGACAGCAAGAAAACGUGGCUCUAAGUUAUGUGCAAUGUGUUCCAUCAUUAUUCUCAGAAAUGUAUUGAUCAUAUAAAUGGAAAAUUUUCGGUGCAAUAUAUAUCUUCUUCUGAUCUGAAUGUUCUGUAUAUGUUCAGGAUACAGCAGUGACUACACUUCCAUAUUUUCCAGCUCUUAUUACUUUAAGUCAACUGCAAGUGCAUGCCCGAUUUUAAAUUUAACACCAAGGGCUUGUUUUAGUAAGAGAAUUUUAUGGAUAUGCUCCGAUUGAUGUUGCUCAUACCUAAGUAUAAAUUACAGCUUAGAAGACAAGAAUCUACUUCUACUUCUAGUGACUUGGAUCCAUUAUAAUGUUUUCUUAAUGUUUCAUAUGAAUUUCGUUUAUUGAAACUUUGUGUAACCUUAUUAGUAGGAUGGAUAUUAUUGAAAAACCUUCUUUAGUAUCUUCAGUCUUCUGUGUCUGCUUCAUAUGUUAUGAAUGUUGUUAGUCUCGAUUAUUAUGUGAACAAGACCAGUUUAAGAAGUAAAAUUUGUGCGCGCCCUCCUUGCAGUAUCAUUUUAAGUAAACUUGAAGUUUGUCCUGUGAUGAUUUUGACCAUUAUAUGUUUGUAUUUUAUCUAUGCAUGUUGAACUUUUUUUUUUCUCUUUUCCAGUCUGCCAUAGAUACAGGGACUUUAGAGCAGAAGGCAUUGGCAGCUGCAGCUCUCCUGGAUGCAGAAAGAUUCUCGGGAAUUGGUGAUAUCAAUGGCGAUGAAUCGAAUAGCAAUCAGUUAGAAGAAAAAGCUAAAGGUAUUUCGGCGAGUACAAAUAUUGGCGAAAAGGUAGAUACUGUGCUUCUAAAGGUUACUUAUAAUAUAUCCACGAUUUAUUUCUGCCAGUUGUUAAACCGAAUAGUUUUCAUGCAUAUAGUGGAGUGUGGCUUCACUUCAUAGUGAGUCGUUUGAUGGGUGGUAGUUUUACGGUACAAUGUAGUCCGAGUAAUCAGAUCCUGCCUUGGACCCUUAUUCUACGUGAAACGAUUAACCUUCUUGUGUUAUCUUAGCUACUUGGGUUUCUCAGAAAGAACGUAUAAUAUUUUUUUGCGCUUGUUUACUAAAAAUAAGGCCUAUAGGAAGCAAGCUUGUGAAUAUUCAGCUUGUUCUUUGACUCCAUCUGUAGUUAAUCACCAGACCUCAGAGUUUAUUGGGAUGCUUUUGCUUACUCAUAAUUACUGGUCAGCUUCUUGACCUGGAUGUCCCUUUUGACAUUGCGGUUUGCCCUUUAAUUGACUCUUGAUGUACUCUUUUGGAAUGUUGACACAUUGUGAACUAUGAAAUCUCUUUUCCUUCAACAAGUCUACCCUUGCCCAUUAUAAUAGAACAUGAAGGUUUCUCUUUCAGUCGUUUCUCAUCGGAAAGUGAUUUUUUGUAAAAAAAUUAAAAUACAGUAUUCAUGUGAUGUGCUCUUGAAAUAGCUCUAAGAAUAAAUCAUAACGAAUAUUCAGAUGUGAAUCACUAUUUUUUUGGUUUGCAACCUUGUUAUUUUUUCUAUACAAUACGUUCAAAUAUCCUUCAGUCAUUUAUUCCAUGAUAUCUUUAUCAUUAUCUAAGUUUUUUAUGUGUAUAACUUUACCUGUUUCAUUAGUAUUUCAAUAUGCUAGUCAUGUCUCACAUGUGAGGAUUUUUCGGAAUUUCAUGAACCAAUGUGAGGAUUUCCAUGUUCUACCUAAUGAUAUUCAUUACUUAAUACUUUCAAAAAUAGAAGUUAAUUACUUGAUGUUUUGGCUUUAAUAGCGCAAGCAUGAGGAAUUAGAGUUUGACAGAGAAACUCAAGCUGCAAUUAAUGAGAAUGAGGUUCUUUGGCGGGCGAAUUUUGAGAAAUUCAUUCACUGUCUUAAGAAGAAGGUUUGAACUCCCUUUCCAGACUCUUUCCUUUCCUCCUCGAGAAAAUUGGCACACUGAAUAUUGUAUAUUUAUCUGAACCUCUGGACUAGCAAAUGGAGAAUUAGAUACUUUCUCUUGCGUCAAGGCGGUCUUCUUUUUUCUCUUUCUAGCAUUCAGAGUUUUUCUUCUUGAAUUUCUUGUGCCCAGAAUGUGUAUGAUAAUGCGUUUUAACGACACCAUGCCAAUAUGUCAAAGAUAAAAUGCUGUUCUGUUUCUGUUCGCUAAGUUCCACAUUCUUAACACAAACGGGAUGAGUAGUUUCAUCUUUAGAAGUGUAGAAUCGACUGGAUGUGAGAGCCCUUUCUCUCCCCCUACCUCCAUUUUCUAUCACCUCGAAUAUUGUAGUGUCUUUCUCAGACAUGUUUGGGGGGUCUCUAAAAGGCCUUCUUUUUCUGUAUAGCGCACUGUAUCUUAUGGUUGAGAUUUUUCACAAGAUUUCUCUCCCUGUAGGCAUGUGUCACAAGUGUGAGAACGAGGCUGAGUCUGGAUGCUGCAGUUGUCUUGGAGGCAAUGAUAGAGUCCAGUAAUCACAAGAAGGCAAAAGAGAAUUUGGGUAAUCUGUUAUAAUACAACUCUUGUAAAGUGUUUUCUGGCAUUUAUUUAUUAAAAUUUAUUUUUUUCAGAUAAGUGGUUUUUAUUUUGGUGUGACGCUUGUGCAUUAUAAAAGCCUUGUACUCAAUCUUUUUUGGCUGAUAAUUGUUUAAAUGGUAGAAACGCCCGCUGGCCAAGAGGACUGCUCCUUGUGCUCCUGAGGCAAAUUUCUACAGCUUUCUUUUUGGUAGCACUUAAUCUGAGGUCUGUCAGAUUACAGUAACAUGUCGGAGUCAUUCAUCCUCAAUAAAAUGAAUUAUACGGCACCAGAAAGUUUCUUCUAAAUAGUGAUUAAUUUAAAUAUAUUCGAAUUAGAAGCCCUGUAGGGAUGUAGAUUCAUACCAAACCACUAAUCGAGCUGAACGACUUAAAUCUGUGUUGUCUCAAAAAUGUUCAACUGAGGCAAGUCAUACGAUAGUAUGAUUCAGCUCCAGCUUUUAAAGUUCUGGUCUGCAUCAUCUAGAAUGUGUACCUAAAAUAUUCAUCUGAUAUCGGAAUUCAUAUAGUCUAGAGUUAAAUGGUGUUAUUUAUUGAAUUUAUUGUUUAUGGCCUUAUUUUUUACUGAUGCUUUUUUUUUUUUGAAGUGACAUCAUCACUGGAUGAAAUUCUAGAAUGGGUUAUGAAAAAACCUGGUGGACGUUUGAUGACUAUGCAACAUGUAAGAACAUGCCUUGAAGAGCUGAAGUGUAAAUCAUCCACAGAAGACACGAAGGCGCUUUAUGCUAUUGGUAAUCUCUUACUCACGCGCCUACGAGAAGAAUUCGUGUUGACAUCUGAAUUGGACUCAAUUUUCUUAUUCUUGAUGUUAUGUCUUGCUUUCUGUACCUAGACUUGGGAGAAAUUGUUGAAGAGUGUCGCAGUGAAGAAGUACUUUACACAUGAAUCUCUGUAUUAUUUUAUUCUUUUUUUCUCCUUUACGGGACACCAAGUUUAUAUUUUUUUCUAUCAACUUUCUAAGCCUGAUUAUAUUUUUUCAACUAGGUGGGAUCUCUUGUGCUUCAAAGGUAUGGGAAAGAUGCUUACAGGAUGUUCAGGCUGUUAGUGAAGAGGUGUCGGCCAGUUGAGACAGACAAUGUACGCCAUGUUCCAUUUAGUUGAUUUGACUGGGUAUCUUAUUUAUAUUGCUAAUGGAAUGAGCUUACAUCCCGUAGCAACAGCCUUCAACCUGAAGGUGUGCAUUCAGAUGAUAAAAUACCUCAUCUUUAUUAUAUAAAUCCCUGAAAGCUGCCACAAGGAUUAUAUAAACGAAUAAAAACUGACUUAUUUCAAUAAGAAAUCUGUCUAUCUUUAAAAAUUUAUCGAAUUUCGUAUUUCUUUUCCAGAUGAUAAAAUAUGUAGUCAAGUGUCUUGUAGGGCCAUUUCUAUCAUGGUAAGGUCAGAAAUGCAUACAUUGAAGACGUCUAUUUACUAUGGCUUUUGAUUGCUGUGUAAUAGUUAAAAAUGCCACUGCAGCCAGUCUAAUUGUAUGUCCUCUUUUCCUCUUUGAAGGAAACAGUCUGUUUGCUUUAAACCCUUCCGAGCGUCUUUAUCUUAAUCACCUUUUCUGGUUUUUUUCGUGUAAUCGGCAGAAAAUUGAGACUCACUAUUUAAACAUCUGUUACCUCGUCAUUUGUUUCUUCUCUUCUAGCAACAAUGAGAAGGAACGUGGUUCUAUUCUACUGGUGAAUUAUAUGAUCACUGAAUAUUUAUAAGUUUUAGUUCAUUAUCAUCACGUUUACCAUCCUUCGAAUUCCAAUCAAUUGGAUCAAGGGUACUUUGUGAAUUUUAGAAGUCACUAUAUGAAUCUCGUUUUUAUUGAAAUGACUUAGUACCGAUUGUAAUUUGAAAUUUAAUGCAGUUUUCCAGUAAUUUUCUAUUCCAUGUGAAGAAAAUCUUCAAAUAAUGUUUUUAUGAUUUUCUUGACUUAUAAGUCAGAUAAGAUUGAGAAUGUCGAGAUGCAGCUUAUUAUUUCAUUUUUCAUCUUCACCACGGUUGGCCGAUUUGGUCCAGCUUCAAUCAACUAGGAAAUAUUGGCUCAUAUUUUGGGUCCGAUGAUUGGAUUUUCACACGACUUGGCUGGCUUAGCCACUACUGGGUAGAUUAUGAGCCCUAGGAGAGGAUACCAUGUAAAUCAAGUGUGGACGAUAUUAAAUUAGCCUAAUGGAGCUCAUCAUGAUUCGAGAACCCUCUAUCUUACUCAAGUCAUCUCGAUCAAGAAAAAUAUAAAAUGGGACAGUAUAUUUGGAAUUUUGAGAUUAUACUUAUCACUAUUUUUAUUCAAAACAAUAAAUAGACAAAAUGUUUUAAGGAGCACCUUUUGUAAAAAUAUUUUUUUCUAAACCCCUCCCUCCUAGAAAAAAACAAAUCUUUAACAGUCAACCCCCUAGGGGUUGACUGUCAGAGGCGUCAACACCACUAUGUUUGUCAGCAGACAAAGAAAAAAGAAGUGAGAGUGGUGUUAAGGUGAUAGAAGCGGGGGAAGGGAAAAGAAAAAGAAAGUGCCAUAGGUUGAACUCAUGCAGAUUAUAGUGGCUACUAACAGUUAGAUGAUAGCAGGCCAAGGCAACAAGUAAUAGCGGUGUUCUUAUGACGGCCCCCUUCUCUUUUUUCUUCCAUUGUUCUAACGACUUUAAAGUCUUAAAAAAUCUGCUAAAACAUAUAACACGUGGGUAUCAGUAUAUUCACUGACCCCAGCCGCUCUUUGGAAUUCUUUGUUAGAUUCUGAGUUGCAAUUGUUCUGCCCUAGUUUUAAUGGAGAAAGUGUAAAGUGCUUUUUACUUCCUAGAAAUGUCUCCCGUAGUUUUGCCAGAUGAAUGCAGUUUUUCUCACAACAGUUGCCAACCACCGUCGUCAUUGUCAUCGUAAAGCCUUAGGGCAUCAAAGUGGGACAGCUGACGCCUUUUUUGUUUUUCCAAUGACAGAUCUGACGAUCAAAUAUUUCACUGAGAGCCUUGAUCUUUGAUGGACUCUAUCAUCUUAUUUUAUACUGAGUUUCAUUCGAAUUCUCUUCCCUGUUAAGGUCCGUGAUAUCUCUCUAAUUUUUGUUUUUUUUUUCAUGAUAGCUGGCAGAGAUCACUUUUGUAAAGAAAAAGGAAGCCCCAGGGAUCUUAUACAAGCUCUGGAUGGACAACUACGUGCAUAUGGAGGUGAGGGAGUCUUUUAUUGUUUUCUCUUGCUCUUUCUAAACAGAUGCAGUCAAAAAAAAAAUCUUGGAUACUGCUGGACAUAUGGAGUCAAACUGAUCUGAAAACUUCAUGGCCAGUCAUGUGCAGUUGAUCAUUAAUUUUAGUGAUCCUUUGAAACUCUGCUCCUCUUUCUUUGCGCAUAUGCCCACGCACAUGGACAUUACUCUUUCCAGUUCUGCUAAAACUCUUGUUUAGACUGUCCAGUUAUGUACAAUAUUUUUUUACUGUGGUAAACGCUCAUUUCAUGACCAGAGUCACUAUUCACCCAUCUGUCAAUCGAGAUUGAGAAAUAAUGCGUUGCCCAUUUCGUCAAGGAAAAUACUUGCUUUAUCGCUCAUUAUCUGCCCCCGAUUUGUGUUGUUCCUGAUAACGGUUUGUUUGUUGUUUUGUAUAGAUUGCAGUCGCAUAUCCGGGAGAAAAACGUUUCCUGUGGAAAGUGAACACAAGUACUUUAUAUGAGCAUAUAUUGAAUGAUAUGUAUCAUGCUGCUGCAAAUUUGAGCCAGAGGAUCGCCCAAAAUCGAGAACAACAGCAGGAGGUUUGUGAGUUUUUUAAGCCGCCUAUUUUAUGACGGGUAGUUUAUCAUCGCAUCCCGUCCACCUCUAAGUCUUCUUCAUGAUCUCUCUGCCGAUUUCUGGUUUUUCCCGGGCAGUUUUCAUUUUAGAAGCUCCAAAGGUGAAAGCUGUUAUUGUACCUAGGAAUGAACAGGAAACUGUACCGUCAGAUGUAUACAUCCAUUCGAUCAUGUAUGGUGUUCUUGAAUUUUUAUUUUUAUUAUAUAUAUAUAUAUAUAUAUAGAUUAUUAAGUGUGGACUGCUCUUGUACUGUGCAUUUAUGUUCAUACGACAGUCCGAAGAAUGGCUCGUAUGAAUCAGGUUUCAGGAAUUUGUGUCGUGAUUUAAUGCCAUUCUUUUGAAAGAUUUUUUAUCCUGUUUCCCGGAGUUUGUUACAUCGUGAAUUUCUCUUUUUUUCCUCGUUUUGCCGUCUUUUUUGUUUUCUUCUUGGUUAUUGCGAAAUCCUUUUCUGCUGAUAUGGGAGCUACUUAAGCUUCACUCAUCAUAUGGUGGGUCCAUUUGAUUAAUUUAUCUAGUUUUACUUACCGCAUAUGACGUAUCAGUGCUACAUUGUCAGAUCGCCAACCAACCAGCUAAUGACAUCCAAAGCAAAGAAUAUGAUCGUCUGAAGAACACGAGGAUAAUAUUGGAGACCUCUCUUCUACGGCUGGAUGAUACACUGAUGCUCUUCCAUGACUUUUGA